AUGCACAUCAAGGCAAGACAUUAUUUUACAACCGGUCGAAUCGCGCUCAUCUUCCUACUCAUUUAUUCGUUACUGCCCAGUCGUUUUUCACCCGCUCACGACUUCGUUCGUCGCGAGGACAUGAUCUCUCAUCUGCAGUUCUCCAAGAGCAACAACGACUCGUGCGAGAUCGGCGUCGUCGACAAUCGCUCGAUGACGUUUCGUUAUCCGGAUCUCGGGUCGAUCGACUCGGCCGAGGACUCGACGGCGCUGCGCUUGGGUAUCAGCCCCGGUGGACGCUGGCGACCGACUCGGUGCCGAGCCCGCGUCGACGUGGCCAUCGUCGUGCCUUAUCGAGGCCGAGCUCGACAAUUGGUCACCUUUCUGGCCUACAUGCAUCCGUUUCUGCAGUCCCAGCAGCUCGACUAUCAGAUAAUCGUGGUCGAGCAGAGCCCAGGCGGCGGCGACUUCAAUCGCGGCAAGCUCUUCAACGUCGGCUUUGUCGAGCUGGCCAGCAGCAGCAGCAGCAGCAAUUUCAGCUGCUUCGUGUUUCACGACGUCGACCUGCUGCCCCAGAGCCGGGACAACGUGUACGCUUGCGGCCGCCGCUCUCCCAGACACAUGAGCUCGGCCGUGAACACGUUUCGCUACACGCUGCCCUGGCCCGAGAGCUUCGGCGGCGUCGUGGCCCUCUCGGAGGGACAAUUUCGCGACGUGAACGGCUUCGCCAACGUCUACGAGGGCUGGGGUGGAGAGGACAGCGACAUGAGGGAUCGAGUCGUCAGCAAGGGAUACGAGAUACUGAGAUUCGAGCGGGACAUCGCCAUGUACUACAUGCUUGCCCACGAAAAGGAGCCACCGAGCCCGAGUCGAUACGAGCGACUGGCCGGGGCUUCGAGGCGAUUCUCCAGCGACGGUCUCAGCAAUCUCGAGUACCGAGUAUUAGCUCGCGAGUCGAGGCCGCUCUACCUCUGGCUACUCGUGGAUGUCUGACGACGAUUCUCU
Trichogramma pretiosum is the source of this 984-nucleotide messenger RNA. Its product is annotated as beta-1,4-galactosyltransferase 3-like. The transcript is spliced from 2 exons. The record is from RefSeq and is a predicted model, not a curated record. Bases 1 to 972 code for a protein of 323 amino acids. Lineage: Eukaryota; Metazoa; Arthropoda; Insecta; Hymenoptera; Trichogrammatidae. Gene Ontology annotation, molecular function: N-acetyl-beta-glucosaminyl-derivative 4-beta-N-acetylgalactosaminyltransferase activity. Gene Ontology annotation, biological process: glycosphingolipid biosynthetic process; carbohydrate metabolic process.